Messenger RNA from Neurospora crassa OR74A, 1356 nucleotides. RefSeq lists its product as hypothetical. Lineage: Eukaryota; Fungi; Ascomycota; Sordariomycetes; Sordariales; Sordariaceae. The record is from RefSeq and is a predicted model, not a curated record. The transcript is spliced from 2 exons. The coding region runs from base 1 to 1356 and encodes 451 amino acids.
AUGACGCCCAACCAACAACUACCAUCCCAGAAGGGAUGGUCAUCACUUGAGCAACUCCCGCAGGGGGUGCUUGAGAGAAUAGCCGAGUUCUGCGGCGACAUUGCCAUCCUCUCCCCAACCGAGCAACCUGAUCAAUUCACCGAAAACAUCGUCGAUUCAGCGGCCUCAAAUGCAUGGGAACCACACUACCAGGACCUUCGCUCACUGGCGCUUACUUCCACGAGCUUAGCCUACCCGGCUCAGCGCGCCCUGCACUACGUCCGCUACUUCGUAGCUCGCAUUACAGAUCAUAUGCGCCCACUACCCAUCAGAUUCGUCCGGCCCCAGCCCCUUGUAAUGGCAAGCUUCAUGCGCAAUCUCUACCCUGUUCUCUCGACUCCCAUAGCCGGUGCUCUUCCCGAGCACAGCUUUCUUCGCCAAACGCUCAUAAGCGCCAUCGACACUCUCACCGGAAGUGAUCCUUCAGAAUGGGGCAAUUUGAUGAUCCAGAUCGUCGGCGAAACCGGUGUGAACUUUCACACCAUAGAGGAUCAAGUUCUCCCGGCGGCCGUGCAACUCUGUCCCCGCCUCGUAGCUACUCGUUUCUGCUUUGGUGAGCCAAGACGCCAUGCUGGAGAACCACAGGCCGCCGACCAAAUUGCCCCAAACACCCUCAUGUACUCCAGCCUUCUAACCAAUUGUCCGUUACAACUCAAGUCCCUAACUCUCGACUUUGGGGCUCUUUACUCCCUGACCAACCUCAAGAACCACGUGCCAGGCUACCCAACCGGCUGCCCGCCCUCGAUCGAGCGGCUCACCCUGGUAGGAAACAGGGUUGAGUCUGAACUACCGUACGAUUUGUUUACCAUCGAAGUCUUUUUCGAUUGGUUGAGAACAAACACGAAGUUGCGCGAGCUCAAGCUUAUCGACGACUUCGACAAGAUGAUUCAAUAUUCGGACAACAGGGCCACCGCCGAAGCCAACGGCAAUUCUGCAACAGUCGAACCCCUCAACUGGAACGACAUCCUGCGUGCAUACAAGAAAACUCUAGAAGUUCUUGUGAUGGGCUGGCACCGUCCUUCUGCCUAUGGUAUGAAGGCCCGGUUUGGCUUCUUGGGAAUGCUUGAUUGCUUGCCGGAGAUGGGUAAGCUGAGAUACCUCAAGGUGCCCUUGAUGGCUCUCGGAGGUACCGAUUUCAUCGUGCCAUUAGGCGACGAUGGCAAGCUCGUUGAGGCGGCCCGCACCAAGCUUCCUGCUAGUCUCAAGAGAGUCGAAUUGAUGGUUGUUAAUCCGCCAGCGACUCGGGCGGAGAGGACUGACCUCAAGUGGAGGGUCGUUAAGUGCCAGGUUGAAGGUCGGAUGCCUACUUCUUCAUGA